CCAACAGCUGCUUAUCCAUCCUGCUCGUGCUCAGCAACGUGUAGGUAGAGUCUUCGCCAGUGCUUCUUCAAUACUUAUCUAGGCAAUGAGAGCGCCGUUCAUCGUCCCUGCGUUGGUACCGCGAAAUCGCCCGUCAUACACCUUCCGAGCGAAACUGGGCGCAAGAUAGGAUACCUGACAAAGCACAAUGACCGUCACGGCCGCAGCUGGUGUAUUCCCCGUCCAGCCAGCGGACUUUGUCUUGAACGAUGUACGACGGGCUCGAGAGUUCUACCACUACCUACAACCGGAUAAUCUAGUCCACCCUGACCUCCGCCGUCGCGACUCGACGAUCGAUGUUUCCUCUGACGAUGUUCCCAGUCUCAGCAAUGCUCUGGCACCCUUCUGCCAGCUUGCCGUCCUCCGCUGCAAGUGCAGGAAAUCGAUGCUCAAUGUCAUGGAUCGCGACGUCAUGUACUUCCUCGCCGAAGCAACAAAAGAAUCCGCAGGAGAUGGAGAGAGUGCAUAUGAAUUUGUGGAAGACCCAAUACUUAUGAGGUGCAGCUCGGUACCGCUGAAGGGAAGAAUAUGCGAGAUGACAAUCGGACUGGACAACACCGCUGGGUCGCAGCCCACAGCUAUGUUUGUCAUUCCGGAUCUGACGCAGUCUGAUUUCUCCCAAAUGGAAAUCGUGACGGGACCCCCAUACUACAGGUUUUACGCCGGUGUGCCCAUCACCACAAGAGAAGGGAUCAAUAUCGGAAGCCUUGCUGUCAUGGAUACCAGCCCUCGUCCUAACGGACUGACAAAAGCCGAAUCACUUUUUCUCGCCAACUCUGUCCGACAGAUAAUGCUUCACCUGGAGAUCAACAGACAGGCGAUUGAAGGUCAGCGAUGUCGUCGUAUGGCGGAAGGACUUGAAGCUUUUAUUGCCGGCAAAAGAGCAAUUCAGCCGCAGGGGCAUCUGUUGGAGAAAUCUAUCAAAAGAAGGUCGAAGCUAUUAAACGGCACCGAGCCGUCCGCCGCCGACGAGAGCAAGGGACAGCAUGCGUAUCUUGGUGAGUAUAAGCUUCACGCCGAGAGAUCUAAUUCUCUAGACUCUAUUGAGUAUGAAGCUAGUACAUCUGGGCAAUCAUCUGACUCUGACGAUGGGUGGACCAUGGCCGACGACGACGCUGAAUCCAGGUCACAUACGAAAACAUUCGGCAGAGCAGCGAAUAUCCUGCGGGAAUGCUUCGGCGAUCUUGGAGAGGACGGGGCGGUGACAUUUGUGAGCAUUAGCACGCGAUCCGGCAAGAGUCCCAUCAACAUGCAGAGACGGCGAUCGGUGCCUUUUCUGCCCGCAACAAAGCCUGCGAACCAGGUGUCUCAGAGGGAUGGAGAGGCCGGCGAUGAGGAGGCUCGGUCAACAGCAAGCCAGUCUUCGUUCAUGGCUUAUUCAACAGAAAGCGAACCUUAUAUGGGAGAAAAGGACUUGGAGCAAAAGGCGCAAGAUAUCGACGACGAAAUGCUUCAGAGCCUGAUGAAGCGGUAUCCUGGCGGAAAACUGUGGUCGUUUGACAUCAACAGCUCAUCAUCCUCUGAAGAUGACAGAGCCAUACCUCGGCCGCCCCUUCGCUUACGCAAAAGGAGCCGUCGAAAACAAAUGGAGAUGGAUGUACUGCGAAGAGCUUUCCCUUUGGCACUACAAGUGCUGUACGCACCUCUAUGGGAUGCAACGAUUGGGACAUUCGCUCAUGCCUGCUUUGUGGCGACAACAUUAGAUACAAGGUCGUUCAGCUCGACCGUUGAACUGCCCUUCCUCAACUCGUUUUGCAGCACUUUGAUGGCGGAGUGCAGCCGGCUGGACACUAUGGUCGCUGACAAGCAAAAGAGUGAUUUUGUUGGUACAAUAUCUCACGAGAUGCGGUCACCUUUACACGGACUUUUGGCGAGUGUGGAGUUCCUGACUGAGACUGACCUCACCGGCUUUCAGAAGUCAUUGAUCGAUACCGUUGAUUCUUGUGGUCGGACUUUAUUGGACACAAUUAACCACGUUCUCGACUUCUCAAAGGUGAACUCAUUCCAGAGGGUUUGGCAAGCAUCAAACAAGAAGUCGCACGGCUCGAAGCGUAACAACUUCUUGGGCCCGGACAACUCUUCAAAAUCACUAUCGCAUGGCGCACCGCCUCUUCUACAGCUGUUUGGCGUCACGGAUGUAUCUUGUGUUCUGGAAGAAGUGGUUGAUGGCCUAGUACUUGGUCACACCUACAAUUCGGGCAUCGAUAUAACGGACGUGUCUCGUCAAGCACGAGGGCGAGGAGCGACUAAGACGAGCAGACAGGACGGAGCGAGUCCGGAGCCUGUCGACAUUAUCAUAGAUAUUGAAGAAGCUGAUUGGAACUUCUUGACACAGCCUGGAGCAGUCAGGCGGAUCAUCAUGAACAUCACUGGGAAUGCCAUCAAAUACACCACUCAGGGAUCGAUCCAUGUGCGACUAAGACUAAAGCAAUCAACCGAACCUGAUGGCAACGACUUGAUGAUCUUUACAGUGACCGACACUGGGAAGGGUAUUUCGCAGGAAUUUCUGUCUUCCAGGUUGUUUGUGCCCUUCGCCCAGGAAAACUCUCUGGCUCCUGGUACUGGCCUCGGGAUGAGUAUCGUUCGGAGUAUUGUUCUCAUGCUCGGCGGCACUAUUGACGUGAAAAGCGUUGUCAAUCAAGGCACGACAGUCGAGGUAGCCCUGCCAAUGAAGAGACCGUUGUCAGGCCAGACGUCGACCCAGACCACUCCUUGGUCUGGCGGUACGAUAUCCUCCACAGCUUCGGGACCAGAUGAUAGCAUCACUUUCCUGCAGAACCACUCAGAUGAAGGCACUGUCACAUUCUAUCAACCGAAGACUGAGGCAGACAAUCAGCUAGGGCAGGUUCUUCAGUCAUAUAUACGGAAUUGGUACGAUCUCCAGUUUGUGGAUUCGCGACUCUACAAGAGCUGUGCCGUUGUUCUUGUGAGAGAACAACAUUUGGAAAAUUUGAUUCAGGAUCCGGUCGGUACACCUGGAAACCGUCCGGCCCUGGUCGUGAUGUGUUCUGUGUCGAGCAAGCACAGCGCUGCACUGUUACGAUCACUCGAAGAACGAAUAAGCAGUGUGCUCGAGUUCGUAUCUACGCCUUGCGGCCCGCACAAGCUCGCUCGCAGCAUACGGAUGGCGCUGGAGAAGAAACAAGCACAGAAAAUCACCUUCACAGCUCCAUCGAAAUUAAUGUCGCCCGGAUAUACAGCUGCUAGUCCUGGGGCAUCAAGGACAGCGCUGGAACCGGUGACGGAGGAGUUGCGCGAGAUGGACCUGAAUCGGCCCGGCGAAAGUGACAAAGCCAAAGUCGUGCAAGCCACCGAGACAUUCGCAGCGUCACAGGCUAGCCAGAACGCGCAGAUGGCUCUACACGAGCCUCUAACAGCUCAGCGCACGCCAAGAACUCACGUCAGUGAAGGCGAUUCGUUCCCGUUCCCUAUACAGAUCCAAGAUGCAUCUCGAGUCCGCCGCGAGCGCAACCGCAGCCUGUCGUCAAAUAGUCAGAAACGAAAUCCGCCGAGCAACAGCACCACCCCGUUGGAAACGCCGAGACCGACUAAUCUUGUGGGCACGCCAAAGGGCGAGCCUGUGAAUCCGCAUGUCCUGCUCGUCGACGACAACAAGAUCAAUUUGCGACUGCUCGAGACGUAUUUGCGCACGAAGAGGAAGUAUACGCGCAUCUGCCAGGCCGAAGAUGGUGAGCAGGCUGUCAAUGCGGUGACAAGUGCUCAACAACCCUUCGAUGUGAUUUUCAUGGACAUCUCAAUGCCAGUUCUGAACGGCUUCGAAGCCACCCGAGCGAUCCGCGAGUUUGAACAUGGGAAAGGUGAUGGCAGUGAUCCAGGCGCGAUGAUUAUUGCCCUUACGGGCUUGGCGAGUGGGAAAGAUCAGGCUGAGGUAUUCGACUCUGGGUGCGACAUCUACAUGACGAAGCCGGUCAGUUUUAAGGAGGUGGGAAAGUUGUUGGAUCAUUGGGAGGCGCAUCAAAAUGCAGGCCUGGGUGAACAAAUGGCAUACUAGUGAUUGGGCAGGAAGCUUAUACUGGAUGUACGGACGGCGGCCAGCCCGGAUGUCGCGGUAUGUUUUGGAGAACAGCAGUUCGAACGAAGAAUAUGAACUUGAUGUCCCGGCAUGGCGUUUGAAGGGCAGGACCAUGGGAGAAUGGGAAAGAAAUGCGGUCCCCAUUGACAGGGACAAGGCUUGGAUGAACAUACAUUUUGGGCGUAACGGAACUGCACGACCAUGAAAACAGGAAUCGGCGGCGGACUGUCGCGACUAGGGCUAUGGGUUGAAUACUAUACUUUGACCAACUCUUGAACGGGUUGCCACGGUGAAUGGAACCGCAGGCGGUGCAAUACGGGAUGCACUGGCUCCCUUGACGUAUGCUUUUCGAAAGGAAAUUGGGGAGGUCAGGCUGGUAUAGGUCGACUUGAUCACAGAGCACAGAUGCGUACCAGGCAUUUACCCAGCAUCGCAGAGCAGAUACAGAUACAGCUAAUGAGGUCUCAAAGGAACGCCGUUCCUUGUCCAUGCGUGGGUUACCAUGGACGCUUGAAUAAUCCUGCGCUGUAGACCGUACAGUAAACACUUGACGGCCUAAGGAGUGGCGAGUUGUAC
Molecule: messenger RNA, 4648 nt
Organism: Exophiala xenobiotica
Lineage: Eukaryota; Fungi; Ascomycota; Eurotiomycetes; Chaetothyriales; Herpotrichiellaceae
Exons: 1
Coding region: 188-4051 (1287 amino acids)
Biological process (GO): phosphorylation; phosphorelay signal transduction system
Molecular function (GO): phosphorelay sensor kinase activity
Source: RefSeq, a predicted model, not a curated record